This is a messenger RNA of Cetraspora pellucida, 201 nucleotides long. The record is from the annotation of a GenBank genome assembly. Lineage: Eukaryota; Fungi; Glomeromycota; Glomeromycetes; Diversisporales; Gigasporaceae.
CAAGCUAUAAUGAAUGUUAAUAUUAAUCAGUCUAGUACUGAUGACGAUGAUGAUAAUGUUUCAGAAGAGUCUUUUGAAUUAGAAAACACUUUAAAUUUGUUAAAUUCAUUAUUUCUAAUGGAGAAAAACCAACAAUUUGAAGCAAAUAUUAUAGAUGAUAAUGAUGCAGGAUCAAGUAACUGGUUGGAAGAAUUAAAUUAA